Messenger RNA from Notolabrus celidotus (New Zealand spotty), 4007 nucleotides. RefSeq names its product CYFIP-related Rac1 interactor B-like. Lineage: Eukaryota; Metazoa; Chordata; Actinopteri; Labriformes; Labridae. The coding region runs from base 483 to 1460 and encodes 325 amino acids. Gene Ontology annotation, molecular function: small GTPase binding. The transcript has 12 exons. Gene Ontology annotation, biological process: positive regulation of T cell activation; regulation of actin filament polymerization. The record is from RefSeq and is a predicted model, not a curated record.
GUUGCAGUCACAGUUGCUCCCUCUCUGCUCUCUGAUUGGCUCAUUGCUCAGUUCAGGUUGCUUGUAUCUGUUGUCAGUGAGGUUGCAGUAACAGUUGCCCUCUCUCUGCUCUCUGAUUGGCUCCCUGCUCAGUUCAGGUUGCCUGUAUCAGUUGUCAGUGAGGUUGCAGUCACAGUUGCUCCCUCUCUGCUCUCUGAUUGGCUCCCUGCUCAGUUCCUCCUGAGGAAAUCACUCCUUUUAUAGUUAACGGAGAGCCGAGCUGCUGUGUUCCGGGUUCAGACUCACUCAGCAUGUAGAGGAGGCGGACCUCAGGGACACCUGGACCACCGCGGACACUCCGGAGUCCGGAUUCACCACAUCGAUCCAUCACACAUCGAUCAGCUGUUGAUCAGUGAAGACUGAGGUCCCGGGUCCAGGGGCCACACUUCAGGGUUAGAUUCUGGUCUUAUUGAGGCAUCGAGACCCCGGAGGUUCCCUGAAGCAUGGGGAACCUGAUCAAGGUGUUAACCAGAGACAUCGACAACAAUGGAGGAAACUUCUUCCUGGACUUUGAGAACGCUCAGCCCUCGCAGUCAGAGUCGGAGGUGUGGGAGGAGGUGAACCAGGUCCUGACGGAGGCUCAGGUCAUCCUGGAAGACCUGCAGUCGUACAGAGGAGCCGGAGAGGAGAUCCGACAGGCCAUCCAGAGUCCAGGUGUGGAGGGGGUUCAGGAGAAGGCCUGGGCUGCCGUCGUCCCCCUCGUCGCCAAACUCAAAUCCUUCUACGAGUUCUCUCAGAAACUCGAGUCCAGUCUGGGGCGUCUCCUGGUCGUCCUUACCAGCUCCUCGACUCCCACUCAGCACCUGGAGCAGAAACAGGCUCUGGCUCGUCAGUUCGCCCACAUCAUGCACUUCACGCUGCGCUUCGACGAGCUCAAGAUGACGAACCCGGCGAUCCAGAACGACUUCAGUUACUACAGACGAACGAUCAGCCGGAUGCGGAUCAACAACCUCUCUGCCGACGCAGGAAAUGAGGUCAACAACGAACUGGCCAAUCGGAUGUCUCUAUUUUACGCCAGCGCCACGCCGAUGCUGAAGACGUUAAGUGAUGCUACGUCGAAGUUCGUCUCAGAUAAUCCGGAGACCCCGACUGAAAACACGACAGACUGUCUGAGCACGAUGGCCAGCGUUUGUAAAGUGAUGCUGGAAACACCGGAGUACCGCAGUCGUUUCACCAGUGAGGAGACGGUGCUGUUCUGCCUCCGAGUGAUGGUCGGGGUUAUCAUCCUGUACGACCACGUUCAUCCGGCUGGAGCCUUCGUUAAGACCGCCAAUAUAGACAUGAAAGGCUGCAUCAGAGUGCUGAAGGAGCAGCCGCCGAGCAGUGUGGAGGGGUUACUCAAUGCUCUCAGGUAUACGACCAAACAUCUGAACGAUGAGGCGACCUCCAAGCAGAUCAAGAGCAUGCUGCAGCCGAAUUAACUCCCCGCUUCUUCAGACUGGAACUGGAGCGAUACAGGGAGACAAGAGAGAGUGUUGUGGUCCAAAUUUCCAAAGAACUACUGAACAUACUUGUAGCUAUAAUAAUUUGUCUUUAACCUCAGUUGUUUUUUGUUGUUUUUUCAAACUCUGAUUUUAAGAAAAGCUGUUUUUUGUUGUUUAAAAAAGAGGAAACGUUUGGUUGGUUGAUCCAAGAGAGAGUUGCUUGAGCUGCUUUCACGUGGCGUCAGAUUCACAAAAACACAAACCUGAUCCAUGAAAUGACGUCGGGAGUUUUCAGGAGUUCAGGUCAGGCGUGUUUCAGAUCUGUCCGGUCCUGUUCCUCACCGGAGUACGAACAUCAGGAGCAGCUGGGUCUGCUUUGAUCUGACCGUUCUGGGACAGGGUUUAUUUGUCCUCUGAUGUGACGUGAACGCAGCGUGGAGGAUUUUUAAGAAGCACUGAUGUGUUCGCUGUCGUUUGUUUCAGUGUUUGAUAGAUCAUCGCUUAAGGAACCUUGUUCUGGUUUGAUUCCUCUGCUGCAGAUCCUACCUCAGAUUACAGUCUCUGUGGCAGAGGGUACACAGCUGAACGUCACUGAUUGAUCUUUAAAGUACGGGGCCCAGGUUUUCAAAAGUGAUCUGAUUGGAUUACAGACGUGUGAUCAGGUGAAAUACCCUUUAUAUGAGCAGGAGGUUAAAAUCAACAACUUUAUGAACAAGUCGGCACAAAAUAUUGAUUUAAAGAUGCUAAAAAUGACAAUUUUAACCAACUGAAAAAAAGUCCCCUCUGAUUUAAACGCUUCGUUUUUGCCACAGUGUCAACAGGCAGAGGUGAAAUACGCCGUGCUACUUUCUAAUCAGGUUAUCGGGUUGUUCCUGGAAACUCUUAGCUGUCCAGGAUUUAUCUUUGUUGUUAUGGGACUGUGACCAAUCAGAGUCAAGUAUUCAACACAACUUUGAUGCAUUAAUAGUCGUGAAAUGACGAUAAAAAAAAAAGUUACAUCAGGUUAUUCGGGCGAAAAAGAGAUCGUAGAUUAAAUUGAGGUUAAGUAAGUUUUUAAACUUGAUCAGAACAUUUUAAGGAUAACUGAUCCAAAAACAAAAAAAACGUCCCCUGUUAAGAACUGAAAAUUGUUCUUUUGGUCAUUCCAAGAAGCUGCAGUAAGCAUGCCAGGCCUGUAGGUGGCGGUGUAACUUCUGGAGAACAGCAGAUGCCCGUGCAUGAAGGCGAUCUUUAACAACGAAUAAGGGCUGUGGUGUCAUCGUUUUCACACUGUCCACUAGAAGGAGAAACUUGCUAAGAUUAAAAUCAACAACUUAAAUUUAAAGAUGAUUUUGUGGCUAAAAAUGACGUUUUUAACCGACCGAAAAAAAAGUCCCCAGAGAUCGUUUUUGCCUCAGUGUCAACGGGCAGAUGUGAAACGUGUCGGACUACUUUCUAAUCUGGUUUGAUUGGACAUAUGUGAUCAGGCUGUCCAGGAUUUGUUGUUAUGGAACUGUGACCAAUCAGAGUCAAGUAUUCAACUUUGAUGCAUUAAAAGUCGUGAAAUGACGAUUAAAAAAAAAAGUUACAUCAGGUUCGGGCGAAAAAGAGAUCGUAGAGUAAAAUUAGAUUAAGUUAUGUAAAGUUUUUAAACCUGAUCAAAACAUUUUAAGGAUAACUGAUCCAAAAACAAAAAUAACGUCCCUGUUAAGAACUGAAAAUUGUUCUUUUCGUGAUUACAAAAAGCUGCAGUAAGCAUGCCAGGCCUGUAGGUGGCGGUAUACCUUUUUAAGAACAGCAGAUGCUCGUGCGAAUGGUGCUGUGAUGUCAUCGUUUUCAGUGUCCACGUUUUGCUAGUUAACACGGCGACAGGAGGGGCGCCAUUUUCAGAAAAACGCCGUUAACGUAUAAAUCAACGACCAAAACGUUUCCUGCUCCUCUUUAUCGGCAUCCGGAUGUUUAAAUGAUCACAUUAUUAUAACUUACUCUAGUUGUGACGUUACUUUAAAGUCAUAAAGUAGACGUUAGAAGAACGACUUCAGGGUUUAAGUCCACGUAAAAUAAUCCGAAUGAUAACGUAAAUAUUACAUUUGAACCGUGUUUCGUAAAACUGUCACUUUGCGUGGAUUCUGGCGCCCCCUCUGGACACAGCAUGCAUUACGUCGUCUCAUUCAGAGCUCAUGUAAUCUGGGUUAGUAACUUUGUGAACCUCUGGGCCCUGUUUUCUAAAAGUCCGAUGUUAUUUAACUUCUUAAAGCGGCAGUGCUUUGGGAAAUGAAACAGAGUAAAACGUCAAAGCAUUUUUUAACCUUCCUGUUUCUGUCUUACAUUUCCUUUGUGGAUCUGAAGACUCGUGGAGUGAUAUUUGAAUCUUGGCGAGGAGGCGUAGAGAAACGGUACUGAUAGGAGAGGCUGGCGUUGGAUGUGAUCAGUGGGACUGCUGACUGGAAUCAAAGCUUUUAGUUUGUGGUGUGGAAGCUGCAGCGUCAGGGAGUGUACGGCAUUAAGUGUUCUUUAAUGAUGUCUGUGUUGGCCAAAUAAAGUUUUUACAUUUUUAAGAAAGAA